This is a messenger RNA of Scomber japonicus (chub mackerel), 2615 nucleotides long. RefSeq names its product ABRA C-terminal like (gene abracl). The coding region runs from base 3 to 248 and encodes 81 amino acids. Gene Ontology annotation, biological process: regulation of actin filament-based process. The transcript is spliced from 2 exons. The record is from RefSeq and is a predicted model, not a curated record. NCBI's taxonomy places the organism in Eukaryota, Metazoa, Chordata, Actinopteri, Scombriformes, Scombridae.
CAAUGGAUGUCUCUCAUGAAGUAAAUUUGCUGGUGCAGGAGAUUCAGCGACUUGGCAGUAAAAAUGCUGACGGUCAAACCAGCGUGAAGUUCGGCGUGCUCUUCAGUGACGACCGCUGUGCCAACAUCUUCGAGGCUCUGGUGGGCACCUUGAAGGCAGCCAAGAAAAGGAAGGUGAUCACCUUUCAGGGCGAGUUGCUUCUCCAGGGCGUCCACGACAACGUUGACGUCAUCCUGCUCCAAGAAUGAGGCUGCAGUCGGGGACCAGACGGCCUCCAGCAGCUGUGUGGGUCUGACUGAAUCCUUCCAGAUACUGAGCUUCUGCAGUGUGAUGGCUUGUCACCGAGCUUCUGUUUCCAGUUCUAUUUCUCCAUGUGUAAGGCUCAGUGUCUGAAUUCAAACGUAAUGACCAAACAGAUUAGACCUAACAGUAUACUUCUGGACCCAGCUGGUGGUACCCAUACACUUUCAUUUGAUUUCAUUGUGCCAAACAAAAUCAGUCAUAAAGGUAUUUUCGGUUUUUCAGGAACUGAACUAUAGCCAUUGUUCAUAGUUUCAGAUGACAAGGAAAAAGUGGUGUUUCUCCCUUUCUCAGGCGCUGCCGUUUGAUCAACCAGGGCUCUAAACUGUUUGAUACACUUUUAAGAGUAUAAACGCACAAAUCAGGAAUGUAAUAUUAUAUGUAACGCUUUCAUUUGUUCAUUUCUGUGCAUUAUCAGUACUGACUAAUUAAGACAACCUCAUGCCUCUCAUUGGGCCCGGUCACACCAGCAUUUGAAACAACAACAUUUUUACAGUGAAAUCAAACCAUUCAGUGAUUAGUGGAUUCACUCAUGGGAGAAAAGGACUCAAAUUUCUACAUCAAGUUCAUCUUUGGUAUUACCUUACAAGGCAGUUGGAUUCACAACUCCACGCCUGAAUCAGUCGUCUCAGGCACCAAUCGGUAUCGCAAAUCCAGCUGCCUCGCAAGGUAAGACGGUGGUUCAUCCAAUCACCUGCUAAGUAUUUUAUUUCAAGUGCCUGCCCUUUUCCCAAACAGUUCUCCACGGACGACUUCUCAGAUGGUUCAGUGUAACGAACCAUUUGCCACAUCAGGUUACCGUUAGUAACCUCUGACAGGCAUAGGUAUUGAGAGUGCUGAGCUUUUUAGGGAACGGAGAGCCACAGAGUCUAGAAAGGGGAAGCUAUUAUAGUUUAUUAGCUGUAUCGUACCAUCCACUUUCAUUUAACCUCCUCUGUCAGAGUAUAUAUAUCAGAGUGUAUCUCUAAAGCAAGGAUAAAGGAAUGGGGGUAAUAACGGUUUGUAGACAGAAUGGAUGGUACCAAUACAUCUUUUUAACGUAAAUGAUGGGAACGCCGUUAGACACCAACUCACUCUUUAUUAUUAGGUAAUGAAAUGAUGUACAAUCUUGGGAAUAGAGUUCAGAGAGGUAUUGUGACUGACUUGUGCUUGUGUUGUCUUGCCCUGUCAGUAAGUCACUUCUGUAUGUCACCAAGCCUCUAGAAACACUGGCGAAUUUCACUGUGCCACUUACUGGUGUGACCGGACCUAGAGACACAGAGGACAAAAUGCUGGUUAGAUUGAACAACUUGUAAUCAGUGUCAUACAAACGACGUCUUCAGUGGUUUAAUUUAAGCAUUCUGAAUCUUGAAGAAUAGUUUCUACUGGAUGUGUAUAUUUAAAGCUGCACUACAUUAGUAUUCUUAUUCUCUGUAUCACAGUGGGAGACAUUAAGGCAUCAUGGACUACAAUGUGAUGAGUAUAUGCACAUCUAAAUCUAGUGCAGGUUUAAAACAAACCAUAUUGUGUGUCCACCGACAGUGUCACCUGAUGGCAAUUCCAUUUAUUGUUUACAUGAGCCAUUUUUACUACCUCUGGACUUUGUAAUAAGGCGUUAUUAGAGUUCCUUUGGAGAUCCAAGAACAAUUCCUUCAUAGAAACUACAAAGACAACUGCAUUUCAAGAGAGACUUUUGCACCUUUUUGUAUUCAUUACAAUGUGCUAGUGAUAGUUUUUAUUCCAUCUUUUUAUAUCUAAGAUUAGUGAUGAAUUGUGUCUUCUAAACAAAUUCUAAAAGCUCUUGUUGUCUUUGUGAUAUCUAAGGAGAAAGAGUCUAUAAACAAAUGGCGAAUGUAUUUAUUGUGCAAUUUUUAUUAGUGUAUAAUUACAGGGUGAUUGGUGCCAAAUGAAUAAAGAUGAAUUUGUAAAGUUUCUCAGGACCAAAAUCAACACAACCAAAAUAUGUUUAAUUAAUGUCCUGUGGCUUAAAUUAGAUGUCUUAGAUGUGUGACAAGAGAUAUGCAUUUAUAGUUACAUUCCCUUUUUUUUGGUUGUUUUUACCACUUAUUCUGUACUGUACGUCAAAUGAAACUCGCAGAUCAGGAACAAUCCCUUUGGUUAGUUUCCAUCUAAACUCAUCACUCGUGUCUUUUACUGGGUUUUUUUUUUUUUUUUUUUAAAGAAAGCACUCCUUUACUUGCCAGAAUAUCAUACAUAAGCACAGCCAGCUUUGUAUGGAGGCUAAAAGUGGUCAAAAUUAAAUGAAGGAUAAAGGAGACAUGCAACAAAUACAUGUAUAAACUCAGUCAAAAUGUGAAAUAGUGAAAUAUCUUUUU